CAGUGUGUGUGUGUGUGUGUGUGUAUGUGUGUGUAUUGGGCGUGAAAGAGAACGCAGAGAGAUAGUGACUUAUGUGCUCGUGUGCAUGUAUGUGUUGCUCUCUUCAUCUGCAAGUGCACAUAGAACAUAUGUGCUGAUGGAAGAGCACAUGUGACUAUUAGCAGCUUCGUUAUGGACUUUUUCCACAUUCACUGGAAUUUCCUGCACUUCUUCCUUUGACUCAUUUUUUUUAAACACCAAGAUACAUUUAUGUGGGGAUUCAUCUAGAGACACAUCAGUCAUUUCGCUCUGAGCUUUACUCACACGCCCAGCACUGUGUGUAGGCAACAGGCCUACCUGGAUUACCCCGAGCGCACGUUAGUGGGAGGACUGUUGGAAAAAAGGCUGAAAGAAAGGAGCGAGUGAGAAGAUGUACCUAUACAAAGCAACCUGCCCGGAUAUCCCAAACCCCAAGCAGAAGGUGACCAGAAGGCAGAGCGGGGUCCAGGCUCCGGGCCUCAGCCAGGGGAGGCUUGUCAGUCAAACGUGUGCGGGCACAGGCCCCCGAAGCUGCUUGCCUCUGAUGCUGUGGGCCACCAGCAAACCAAACACUGUCCUGGAGCUUAAACAGCUGGAGGAGUUUCUUAACUUUCACUCAUUGUCGCUGCAUGACUCCAUCCAGAGCCAGACAGGCAUGGUCUACAGGAACCUGGGGAAGUCAGGACUCAGGGUUUCAUGCCUAGGACUCGGUACUUGGGUGACCUUCGGUGGUCAGAUAACAGAUGAGGUUGCAGAGCAGCUGAUGACUAUUGCCUACGAGAGUGGAGUCAACCUUUUUGACACAGCUGAGGUUUACGCAGGUGGCAGGGCCGAAGUGAUUUUAGGAACCAUUAUCAAGAAGAAAUGCUGGAGGAGAUCCAGCUUGGUCAUCACAACCAAACUCUACUGGGGAGGAAAAGCAGAGACAGAGAGAGGCCUGUCAAGAAAGCACAUUAUUGAAGGUCUGAAAGGGUCCCUACAAAGGAUGCAGUUGGAGUAUGUAGAUGUCGUUUUUGCCAACCGGCCUGACAGCAACACCCCUAUGGAGGAGAUUGUCAGAGCCAUGACCUACGUGAUCAACCAAGGUAUGGCAAUGUACUGGGGAACGUCCAGAUGGACCGCCAUGGAGAUUAUGGAGGCGUAUUCUGUGGCGAGACAGUUUAAUCUGAUCCCUCCGGUGUGUGAGCAGGCAGAGUACCACCUCUUCCAGAGGGAAAAAGUGGAAGUCCAACUGCCGGAACUUUAUCACAAAAUAGGAGUUGGAGCGAUGACUUGGUCUCCACUGGCGUGUGGCAUCAUCACAGGAAAGUAUGAGAAUGGCAUUCCGGAAUCUUCCAGGGCCUCCAUGAAGUCGUAUCAGUGGUUGAAGGAGAAAAUAGUAAGUGAUGAUGGAAGAAAGCAGCAGGCUAAGCUGAAAGAGCUCAACCACAUUGCAGAGAAGGUGGGCUGCACGCUGCCUCAACUGGCUGUGGCAUGGUGUCUAAGGAAUGAAGGUGUGAGUUCAGUCCUGCUAGGAACAUCUAACCCUGAGCAGCUCACAGAGAACCUGGGGGCCAUACAGGUCCUUCCUAAGAUGACCUCCCACGUGGUGUCAGAAAUUGAUCACAUUCUGGGCAACAGGCCAUACAGUAAGAAGGACUACCGCUCUUAAGUGCUGCUCCAGACUUGUCACACUGCAAUCAUGGACCUUAAGGGCCAUGUUUUUUUUUCCUCUUGGUUGGCUGCAGCCAACCUCAAGACCAGAACAGACCCGGGCUGUCAUUGCAUGACCUUGUCGGUUUGCUCGGUUUUGCAAAGCUCAAAUCGGGGGCAAAUCUGCUCAGCCGCUCUUGCAGAUGCUUCUAGUUUAGCUUAGUGGCCUGUUAUGGAUUUAGAUACCAGAAGUGAGCCUAUUUUACAUAACGGCAGCACAGCAGGAGCAUUACAAGCAAAAAAAAAAGUGCCUUGCAUGAGGGCAAUUUGGAAGUACAGUAGAAAGUUUGAGUGUGACUCCUCCCGCUCAUACUCCCAUAUGGCUCGUUUGCGCUCGAUUACCACCCGCCUGUUUUACUUUUUGGCACAAAUGUGACAAUAAAUAUGACUAUGAAGCUAAUUACCACUUGAGAUGAGCUCAGCGGCAUCAUGUAAGUUGUCAUACCAAUAUGACAGCAACAGGUUUCACUCCAAAUGACCCUUUUAUACUACCUAUGAAAUAUAUUCAGUAAAAGUACGCUGCAGAUACAAAUAGAAGCAAAUGAUCAAAUGCAUGUUCUGAGUUUCCUCUUAACAAAGCACAUCAUUCAAUGAAGAAGCCUAUUGAAGAGGUUGCCAUUUGGCGAGAUGGAAGCACGUCGCCCCCCUGUGGUAAACUGAGGAACUACAGGGUACAGGGAUGAAAGGAAAACGUGGGCUCCCUUUUCCUACAGGUGUAUUUAUCUUAUUUUCUGCCUAUCAGUGCAACCUGUAUUGCUAAAUGAAUCAAGGCAACAAAGCUAUUCUCGUAAUAAUUCUUAAUGACUGUAAAACAAAUGUUGUAGGGUAGUUAUAUUUUAAGAUGUUUGAUGUAUAUACUGUAGAAUGCUAGGGUAUACCUUUGUAACAUAUGAACAGCCACCCAGAAGCCCUGCACAGGAUAGUAUAUGAAUAAGAUGUAAAUAAUUAUUUAUUUGAGUUGCACUAUUCAGUUGUUCAUCCUCCUGCGGGUUUACAUAAUAGAGGGAAAUGUCUUUUAUAAAAUAGCAACAGGCCAUUUCGUUUUUCAUUUGCCUCAUAUUGUUAUAAGUGUGACGUGACUAUGAAUGACCAUUUCUGACCUUGACCAUGAAUAUCAGACUAAACCUUAGCGCUCAGUACAACUUUGUAAGUUCUCAGCAUCGAAAUGCAAUAGUUGACUCACGAGCCAACCAGGCAGGGAGACGAGUGACAAGCAUUCAAUGUAACUUGGUGGAAUUUGUCAGUUUUAAGUAGAUUUUGUGGACAGACGGCCUGUCGGUGUUCGUGUUUGUGUGACAUUUUCACCACUCAACCGUGUGCCUUGACAAGAGGAGCAAAUAAUCAGGGAUGUUUUUAAAAGAACAAUUUCUAAAGUGUUUAAGGAGGAAUAAAGUCAGAUGUGAAGGCAGUGGAUCCCCGAAAAUUUGCAGAUUUUUUAGUGAGAAAGCCCGUCCGCUCAAAAAAUGGGCCCUUGUUUUGCAGAAAGCCCAUCUCAAGUCAGUAAUCAUUUAAAAAUAUUUGAUAAUCUAGCAUAAAAUGUCAGUUUAACACAUAACCGCAUAAUAACAAAAAAAGCGACAGGAAAUGGUCAGAGGCAUUCGUCAGCUUGCUUAGGAGGUACUCGUUUAUUCGCAAAAAGCGGCUUAACAAACACAAAAGGCACAAUAGAACAGAGGUUCAUCAACUCGAACCACGAACCCGUCUCACUCGCGGUUCAACACAAACACAAGGCAUGCCGGGAAACCCACGCGCACCCUUCCCCAACCCGCUCCAAUACGGUACAUGUUGGUUUGAGGCUUGAAUGUUCGUUUGUACCAUGUACUUCCUGCUGGUAGCGCCACGUCCAAAGGAAAGGAGCAUAAAAGAGUGUCAAAAAUAGACAUUUUUACGGGCAUCUCAAUUACUUGCGUUUAUUUGCUAUUGGUGGGUGGGUUUAGUGCGUAACCCCCGAAGUGAAUGAACAGUCGUAAUACCUGGUCGAAUUUCCAUUCUUGUUUAAGACACUGAAAAUGUCAGAUCACGUUUCAAUAUUUACAGCAGAAAAACUGGGGAUAUUUUUGUGUAGGUGACACACUAAUGAUAACCAUGUUAUAUUUCCUCUGCAAAACUCUGUAUAUAUGAUGUGAUCCUGAAUAAAUGCUUUGCCAAU
This is a messenger RNA of Dunckerocampus dactyliophorus (ringed pipefish), 3859 nucleotides long. It is a transcript of the gene kcnab1a, whose product is annotated as potassium voltage-gated channel subfamily A regulatory beta subunit 1a. The record is from RefSeq and is a predicted model, not a curated record. Gene Ontology annotation, biological process: transmembrane transport; potassium ion transport; negative regulation of delayed rectifier potassium channel activity. Lineage: Eukaryota; Metazoa; Chordata; Actinopteri; Syngnathiformes; Syngnathidae. The coding region runs from base 410 to 1669 and encodes 419 amino acids. Gene Ontology annotation, cellular component: juxtaparanode region of axon; voltage-gated potassium channel complex; extrinsic component of cytoplasmic side of plasma membrane. The transcript has 14 exons. Gene Ontology annotation, molecular function: transmembrane transporter binding; potassium channel regulator activity; voltage-gated potassium channel activity.